Molecule: messenger RNA, 927 nt
Organism: Cylicostephanus goldi
Lineage: Eukaryota; Metazoa; Nematoda; Chromadorea; Rhabditida; Strongylidae
Source: the annotation of a GenBank genome assembly
AUGACGGUGAAUGUACGGAAAAUGAGCGGAAAGCCGAAGAUUGCGAUGUUGAAUAAUGAGAAGGCUCAUUUCAGAUUUGAACGCUUGAACUGCCUUCUGGGAAAGUCAGGAAAACCCGAAAUUUUACUACAGCAUUAUGGAAAGUGCAGUGUACCCGCACCAGCUUCAUCUGAAGAUUUGCCGGACACUGCGGAGGGUAGCGGUACUGUCAGCAGGAAGGAGACCGCGAUUGAAAUUGACAGCAAAGAUUCUGAACUGCUUAAACCGGCAGUUAAGCAGCCGAACAACGUACACAGCGGUGACGCAAAGCUUCGCCAUGCAGCCCAUGAUAGACGAGCUGUCAGGGCGAGAGCGAUACCGUCGCUGUUCGCCGAUGAUGCUGACAUCAUUACCCAGUCCGAGCAAUUGGAACAAGCCGAAACCGUUCUGAACUCAUUCGAGAGGGAUCUACCUGUGCUGCCAAGUGCCGAUGACGUUCUAUAUCCGGCCACGAUCACAGAUGAACUCUUGGCCAGGCUCAGGCUGCCAUCAAUCACUGAAGAUUCGGAAGAAGAUGACUCAGAGUCAACGUAUUCCACAGCCCCACCUGUGAUUUCGGGCUCCUCUGUCCUACAGCCAUUCGACUUGACUCAACCUUGCUCAGCAGCCGAAUGUGACAAGACCAGAAAUCCCGUGUGUGACUCGAAUAAUCGGACCCACAAAAACAUGUGUUUGUUCAAAUUCUUCGCUUGCAAGGUUCAUAGAAUGGACGGUACCGUCGUCGAGCUUGCACAUAUGGGUGAAUGCAAAGAUGGUGCAAAAACGACCCAUGACUCACUUUGCGCAUUUGCUCGAUUCAAUUGCAUGCAGAAAGUAUUAGCUGAGGAUGAAAGAGUUCUUAUCCAUGUUGGACGUUGUCAUGCCAGAAGUCUCGGAUUCAAGUUGGAG